CUGGAAUAGUUGAACUACAAUGAAAAGAAUAACAGGGAAUGUAAUAAAAAGGAAACUCUCCACUUCGACUAUUUUGAAUAAUUCGAUAAAAAAUGUGACUGUGCUCGGCGGUGGAUCAAUGGGAUCAGGAAUAGCGCAAAUAACAGCCCAAGCCGGUCAAAAUACAAUUCUUGUAGACAUAAGCCCGGACUGUCUAAAAAACUCCGAAAAAACGAUACAAAGCAGCUUAACUAGAGUAGCCAAAAAGCUCUACAAAACCGACGAGACAUCAGGAAAAAAAUUCAUCGACGAAUCUCUAUCGCGUAUAAAAUAUUCCACCAAUCUCCAACAAGCUGCAGAGCAAACUGACUUGAUAAUAGAAGCUGUUACAGAAAAUUUACGCCUCAAACGCGAUUUAUUCAAGCGUUUGGAUAAAUCCGCACCGUCGAAAACGCUAUUCGCUUCCAAUACAAGCUCAUUCAGCAUCGAAGAAAUAGCUUCAGCUACUGAUAGAAAAGAUCGGUUCGGCGGGUUGCACUUCUUCAAUCCCGUUCCAGUAAUGAAGCUACUGGAAAUCAUCCGUACGCGAGAAACAACCGAAGAAACCUACCAAAUCAUGUUGAAUUUUGGAAGGAGUUUAGGAAAAACUUGCAUAACCUGCAAGGAUUCGCCAGGAUUCAUAAUGAACAGGCUAAAUGUGCCUUACGUGGCUGAAGCAAUGCGGAUGCUGGAAAGAGGCGAUGCGACAGCUGAAGAUAUCGAUACAGCCAUGAAAUUGGGCGCUGGGUACCCCAUGGGACCGCUGGAGGCGGUUGAUUACGGCGGAUUGGACACCUGCGCGUUCGUUUUGGAAGGGUGGCAUGCGAAAUUCCCCGAGAAUAAACUAUUUAAACCGCCCGCCGUUUUGCUGCGAUUGGUCGAGGAAGGUAAAUUGGGCCGGAAGACCGGCGAAGGGUUUUAUAAAUACGCGAAAUGUUAAUAAAGCAUUACAAUGAGG
Molecule: messenger RNA, 976 nt
Organism: Phyllotreta striolata
Lineage: Eukaryota; Metazoa; Arthropoda; Insecta; Coleoptera; Chrysomelidae
Source: the annotation of a GenBank genome assembly